This is a messenger RNA of Cervus elaphus (red deer), 3581 nucleotides long. It is a transcript of the gene SPIRE2, whose product is annotated as spire type actin nucleation factor 2. Lineage: Eukaryota; Metazoa; Chordata; Mammalia; Artiodactyla; Cervidae. Gene Ontology annotation, biological process: actin filament network formation; cleavage furrow formation; actin filament polymerization. The coding region runs from base 1208 to 3115 and encodes 635 amino acids. Gene Ontology annotation, molecular function: actin binding. The transcript is spliced from 15 exons. The record is from RefSeq and is a predicted model, not a curated record. Gene Ontology annotation, cellular component: cytoplasmic vesicle membrane; cell cortex.
GGCCAUCUCGUCCGUGGCUGAAGCGGCCAUCUUGCAGGUGGCGGGAGACCGCCGUCAGCAGUGUCUGUGGCAUUUAUUUAGGUCCGACUGAAGGCGGAGGUUAGCGGCCCUGUCAGACGGCACCACCGGGAGAAGACUGUGCCAUCCCUUUUGCGUUAUUCCUGUCGCGGUGACCAGAGCUGUGCGUGAGGAAACAACCGACAACCCCAAGUUCCGGAGACGCCAGAACCACGCCGCCUGUAGGGAACCGAGGAGAACGAAUCUGCGCGCGGGACCCCGCGGAGCCUGCGGCGGUACUGAGGCUGCCCCUCCCUCCUUUUCCCCAGACUUAAGCGAAGUGUCACCGCGAGGCCGCGCACGCCGGGGUCGCACAGCAGGGGUCUCCCACGUGAAGUCCAUUUUCAGCCCACCCCACACCCCGCCCCUCUCAGGAGGAUGUGGGGAGGAGGACUGGAAAUCCGGGCUUGUAACCAUGGUGACCAGCUCGUGUCCCGGAAAGUCUUGUUAGAGAGAAAGAUGCUCCCAAUAUUCAACCCACUUAGGAAUUUACAGGGAUUCAAUGGGUAUGUGCCUGGACUGGGCGCAGACACUGACGUGCACCCCAGUCUCUGUGUCCAGGUUUUCAGGGAACGUAGUUUCCUCGGCCGUGAAGACGGGGUGACAGAUGCCCUCAGACAGCGCUGACUGCCACCCGCUGAACCUUUUCCAGGUGGCUGGAAUGUGUGUGCAGGCUGUGACCGCCUUGCACCACUCCUGCUGCCGCCCCCGCCCCGUCAUGGGGGCUGUUGAACUUGAGUAAACAAGGGUCCGAGGGAGGCGGGCCUUGUGGGUUGCAAAAUGUGGCCAGGAGUCCUCCCCCUCUGUCUCUGUCCCUUCCAUUUGGGCUGGUGAUGACAUGCGAGUGACAUGAUGCAAACAGGAGUUUGAAAGGAGCUCAUGCUGAGAGGGAACCCUCCCAGCGACCCUCAAAAGAACAUCCUGAGCCAGCCCACCAAGGACCAGACACAUGGAGGAGAGGCAGCCUCUCAGCCAACAGUCCCUGGCCAGCUGCCUGCCCACUGCCAGAACCUGCAAAUUAGGCCAUCCAGCUGCCAGUGACCUGUAAACGGGACAAGGCUGGCUGACACCAGAACUGCCACAGGCACAUGAUCAGGUGCUAAGCACACAGCUGAGGAGGGGAGCACCCACGUGGCCUUAGCCCACAACAAUGGUGUCACCAGCCAGCUCAGAAGCCCAGGUGGUGCAGUCGCUGGGCUUCGCCAUCUACCGCGCGCUGGACUGGGGGCUGGCCGAGCACGAGGAGCGCGAGCUCAGCCCGCAGCUGGAGCGGCUCAUCGACCUCAUGGCCAACAGCGACUGCGAUGACGACGGCGGUGGCGGGACGGCCGACGAAGGAUACGGGGGUCCCGAGGAGGAGGAGGAGGCAGAGGGCGGCCCCCGCACCGUGCGCACCUUCGCGCAGGCUAUGCGCCUGUGCGCCGCGCGCCUGACCGAGCCCCGGGGCGCACAGACCCACUACCAGGCCGUGUGCCGCGCGCUCUUCGUGGAGACGCUGGAACUGCGCGCCUUCCUCGCCAGGGUCCGAGAGGCCAAGGAGAUGCUGCAGAGGUUCCGGGAAGAUGAACCGCAGGCAGAGAAGCCCCUUAUGGAGCUGGAUAGCCUGAGGCGCACAGACUGGGCCCGACUUUGGGUCCAGCUCAUGCGGGAGCUCCGCCAUGGGGUGAAGCUAAAGAAGGUGCAGGAGCAGGAGUUCAACCCCCUGCCCACAGAGUUCCAGCUCACCCCCUUCGAGAUGCUCAUGCAGGACAUCCGCGCCAGGAACUACAAACUGCGCAAGGUCAUGGUUGAUGGGGACAUCCCUCCCAGAGUGAAGAAAGAUGCCCACGAACUCAUCCUGGACUUCAUCCGCUCCCGGCCUCCACUGAAGCAGGUCUCAGAGAGAAGGCUUCGCCCCUUACCCCAGAAGCAGAGAACUCUGCACGAGAAGAUCCUGGAGGAGAUCAAGCAGGAACGCAGGCUGCGCCCUGUGGAGGGCAGGCGCUGGGACGGCCAGGGCGAGCGGGGGUUCGGCUCUCUGCCCUGCAUCCUCAAUGCCUGCUCUGGGGACGUCAAGUCCACUUCCUGCAUCAACCUGUCCAUCACGGAUGUUGGGAGCAGCGCCCAGCGCCCAAGGCCCCGAGUUCUGCUCAAGGCGCCUACUUUGGCUGAGAUGGAAGAGAUGAACACCUCUGAGGAGGAAGAGUCACCGUGCGGAGAGGGGACGCUGAAGCGAGACCGCUCUUUCUCGGAGCACGACCUGGCGCAGCUCCGGAGUGAGGUGACCUCUGGGCUGCAGCCGGCCCCUCAGCCCUCUGGAGGCCUGGAGUUGCCCCGGCCGCGAGCAGGCAGCAUGCAGUCCUGGAGGCCCAGCCCCCUAGAGCCGGGUUCCCUCCCUGUCAGUGUCCAGUCCCAGCCUGACCCCAGCUCCCUACCACGCCGUGACGUGGGCUCAGUCGAGGACAGGCAGGGGGCCUCCGCGGCCCCGGACAACAGUCACCUGUGGCUGGAGUUCAGUCACCCUGUGGAAAGCCUGGCUCUGACAGUGGAAGAAGUGAUGGAUGUGCGCCGUGUGCUGGUGAAGGCAGAGAUGGAGAAAUUCCUGCAGAACAAGGAGCUCUUCAGCAGCCUGAAGAAGGGGAAGAUUUGCUGCUGCUGCCGAACCAAGUUCCCACUAUUCUCAUGGCCGCCCACCUGUCUCUUUUGCAAGAGAGCCGUCUGCAACUCCUGUAGCAUAAAGAUGAAGAUGCCUUCUAAGAAGUUUGCUCACAUCCCCGUCUACACACUGGGCUUUGAGAGUCCUCAGAGGGUGUCAACUGCCAAAACCACGCCAACACAGAGAAGAGACGCGUUCCAAUCCCUGCAAGGGCUGCAGUGGCGGAGCGUGGAGGAAGAGUUCCCGCACAUGUACACCCACGGCUGUGUCAUGAAGGAUGUGUGCACUGACUGCACUGGCUUUGUGGCGGAUGUGGUACACUCCAGCCGCAGGAGUGUGGAUGCCCUCAACACCACGCCACGUCGUGCCCGCCAGACCCAGUCCCUGUAUGUCCCGAACACCUGGACACUCGACCUCAAGUGAUGACCCGUAGCCCCCGGGCUGCCUGGCAAACGCUUCUCAAGGUGCCCCCAGACGGCCAUGCCUCCAGGGAGGAGCUGGGCUAGGCCUGGACCCAGGCUGAUGAGUCUCCAUCCUGGGACAAGAACCCCCAUCCUCCUGAUGUGCAUGUACAUAUAUACAUACGUUUAUAUAAUAUAUACACACAGCCUAUAUAUUUAUAUUCACGUCCCCUGGCCCCCAGAGCUCACUCCAGGACCCUCCCUGGGGAGACUGUUCCUCUCAGGAUUCCUUGGGCGGGGUGGGGGGGUGGGAGCAGGUCUUCUCACUGAGACAAGGAGGGGCGGUGGGUGUAAGCAGAGCGCACUCAGAGGUGCCGGGGUGGUGCUGGUUCAGGGGCUCUGGUGAUGCUGGAGGUCCUGGUACGGGAAGGCACUCCACAGACUGUACCCAUGGCCACUCCUGGCCUAAUAAAGGUGGUCUCACAGUC